CUGCCACUUGCCAUCCUCCACAUAGCCAGGCUGAACCAGAAGCCGCCACCAUGACAAGGGACCAGAGUGGAACCUGGGAGAUGGAAAGUAAUCACAAUUUUGAAGGCUACAUGAAGGCCCUGGAUAUUGAUUUUGGCACCCGCAAGAUCGCACUAUCUCUGACUCAGACAAAGAUCAUUGAUCAAAACGGUGAUAACUUCAAGACGAAAACCAACAGCACGUUCCGCAACUACAACGUGGAUUUCACCGUCGGAGUGGAGUUUGACGAGUACACAAAGGGCCUGGACAACCGGCACGUGAAGACCCUGGUGACCUGGGAAGGUGAUGUCCUCGUGUGUGUGCAGAAGGGGGAGAAGAAGAACCGCGGCUGGAGGCAGUGGGUUGAGGGGGACAAGUUGCACCUGGAGCUGACCUGCGGUGACCAGGUUUGUCAUCAAGUGUUCAAGAGGAAGUGA
Molecule: messenger RNA, 455 nt
Organism: Trichechus manatus latirostris (Florida manatee)
Lineage: Eukaryota; Metazoa; Chordata; Mammalia; Sirenia; Trichechidae
Gene: RBP2
Product: retinol binding protein 2
Exons: 4
Coding region: 51-455 (134 amino acids)
Biological process (GO): fatty acid transport
Cellular component (GO): cytosol; nucleus
Molecular function (GO): fatty acid binding
Source: RefSeq, a predicted model, not a curated record